Messenger RNA from Etheostoma cragini (Arkansas darter), 1996 nucleotides. RefSeq names its product nuclear factor 7, brain-like. The coding region runs from base 463 to 1869 and encodes 468 amino acids. The record is from RefSeq and is a predicted model, not a curated record. The transcript has a single exon. Lineage: Eukaryota; Metazoa; Chordata; Actinopteri; Perciformes; Percidae. Gene Ontology annotation, molecular function: zinc ion binding; protein binding.
ACAAGUGCCACACAGAGAAAGACAGAUUCACCUUCAGACCGCCUUCAGACCAGGCUACCCCCUUCAGACCAGGCUACCGCCUUCAGACCAGGCUACCCCCUUCAGACCAGGCUACCGCCUUCAGACCAGCCUACCGCCUUCAGAGCAGACCACCGUCUUCAGAGCAGACCACCGUCUCGAGAGCAGACCACCCCCUUCAGACAAGGCUACCGCCUUCAGACCAGGCUACCGCCUUCAGACCAGACCACCGUCUUCAGAGCAGACCCUUCCCUUCAGACCAGACUACCUCCUUCAGACCAGGCUACCGCCUUCAAACCAGACUACUGUCUUCAGACCAGGAUUCCAUCUUCAGACCAGACCACCACCUUCAGACCAGACUACCACCUUCAGACUAGGAUACCACCUUCAGACCCAGGCUACCACGCAUGAAUGGACUUUCUGUCUCUUUCACCCAGAGACUAAAUGGCUUCCAGACCAGAGGAGGAUUUCCGUUGUCCGGUCUGUCAGGACGUCUUUAGAGAUCCUGUUGUCCUGUCGUGUAGCCACAGCUUCUGUAGAGACUGUCUGCAGACCUGGUGGACAGAGAGACCAAAUCGGGAGUGUCCAGUUUGUAGGACAAGAUCUUCAAAGUCACGUCCACCUUGUAACUUGGCGUUGAAGAACCUGUGCAGGACCUUCUUACAGCAGAGAGACCAGAGACCUUCAGAGGCCCUCUGCAGUCUGCACUCAGAGAAACUCCAACUCUUCUGUCUGGACCAUCAGCAGCCGGUGUGUCUGGUCUGCAGAGACUCAGAGACACACUCCAAUCACAGAUUCAGACCCGUCGAUGAAGCUGCACGAGAAAUCAGGAAGGAGGUCCAGGAGAGUCUUGAGCCCUUCAAGGAGAAGUUAGAGGGGCUGGAACGAGUCAAAGUGGAGUUUGCUCAAACAGCAAAACACCUGAAGGUCCAGGCCCGACGCACAGAGACCCAGAUUAGGGAUCAGUUUAAGAAGCUUCACCAGUUUCUAGAAGAGGAAGAGGAGGCCAGGCUGGCUGCACUGAAGGAGGAAGAGGAGCAGAAGAGUCAGAGGAUGAAGGAGAAGAUGGAGGCUCUGAGCAGAGAGAUAGCCGCUCUUUCAGACUCAGUCCGAGCCACAGAGGAGCAACUGAGAGCUGAAGACAUCUCGGUCCUGAUCCACUACCAGGCUGCGGUGGGAAGAGUCCAGCAGCGCCCCCUGCUGGAGGAUCCACAGCUGCUCCAAGGAGCUCUGAUAGACGAGGCCCAACACCUGGCCAACCUGGGCUGUAACAUCUGGACCAAAAUGAAGGACCUGGUCUCCUACUCUCCUCUGGUUCUGGACCCCAACACUGCUCAUCCAAGACUGAUCCUGUCUGAAGACCUGACCAGUGUGAGCCGAGGAGGACAGAGACAGCAGCUCCCUGGCAAUCCAGAGAGGUUUAAUAAAUAUGGCACUGUCCUGGGCUCUGGGGGCUUUAACUCAGGGACUCACAGCUGGGACGUGGAGGUUGGAGACAGUCCAGGAUGGUUUCUGGGUGUGUUAGCAGAGUCUGUGCAGAGGAAGGGACGCAUACGGUCUGGAUUAUGGACAAUAGGGUUCUACAAAGGUAGAUACUCAGCCUGGUCACCACCGGAUCCAUCCACUGGUCUCGUAGUGCAGAAGCAGCUCCGGAGGAUCCGAGUGACCCUGGACUGGAACAGAGGUACUCUCUCGUUCUCUGAUCCUGAUAUGAAGACGCACAUACACACCUUCACACACACCUUCACGGAGAGGAUGUUUCCGUACUUUUACACUGAGAAAGAACUGAUGAUAUUACCACUAAAGGUCUGCGUCAUCCAAACAGCUGGUCCAACACGGCAUGUAGUUUGAAGGUGGAGAUGAUUACACGUGCACAUUUAUACUGUUUACCUCCUGAAAGAGAACGGUCUGUCCAUCUAUCUACGCCAAGCAGUGUUUCCAUCUCAGUGAAGACAUUACCCCUGAAGGUCUGUGUAAC